AUGGGCCCUCUGCCAACAGUACAUAUUGCUUCUUUGGAGUUGUCCCAUGAACUCAUGGUUAAGCAAGGAAACAACUAUGCUGAUAGAUGGUCCCCCUACAUGUUCCAGUACAUUAGAAAUGGGAGAGGCAUAGGAUUUUCCAAUGGCGACUAUUGGCAAGAUCAGAGACGAUUCACCUUACAAACGCUAAGGAACUUUGGAGUUGGACGGAAUCUGAUUGAGGAGAGGAUCAUGUUGGAGUUCGAUUUGAGGUGA
Molecule: messenger RNA, 255 nt
Organism: Auanema sp. JU1783
Lineage: Eukaryota; Metazoa; Nematoda; Chromadorea; Rhabditida; Rhabditidae
Source: the annotation of a GenBank genome assembly